ACUCAUCUUUAUUUUAACAGGAAAACUGAGAUAUGCCAACAACAGCAAUUACAAAAAUGAUGUAAUGAUCAGAAAAGAGGCCUAUGUACACAAGAGUGUGAUGGAGGAACUGAAGAGAAUAAUUGAUGACAGUGAAAUCACAAAAGAAGACGAUGCCUUAUGGCCUCCACCUGACAGAGUUGGUCGGCAGGAGCUUGAAAUUGUAAUCGGUGAUGAACACAUCUCUUUUACCACAUCAAAAAUCGGAUCACUUAUUGAUGUAAAUCAAUCCAAGUAUGUAGUCUGA
Molecule: messenger RNA, 286 nt
Organism: Terrapene triunguis (Three-toed box turtle)
Lineage: Eukaryota; Metazoa; Chordata; Testudines; Emydidae
Product: protein mago nashi homolog
Exons: 3
Coding region: 65-286 (73 amino acids)
Biological process (GO): RNA splicing
Cellular component (GO): catalytic step 2 spliceosome; exon-exon junction complex; nucleus
Source: RefSeq, a predicted model, not a curated record